This is a messenger RNA of Ipomoea nil (Japanese morning glory), 2006 nucleotides long. RefSeq names its product F-box/LRR-repeat protein 2. Gene Ontology annotation, cellular component: SCF ubiquitin ligase complex. Lineage: Eukaryota; Viridiplantae; Streptophyta; Magnoliopsida; Solanales; Convolvulaceae. The coding region runs from base 146 to 1543 and encodes 465 amino acids. The record is from RefSeq and is a predicted model, not a curated record. Gene Ontology annotation, biological process: SCF-dependent proteasomal ubiquitin-dependent protein catabolic process. The transcript has a single exon. Gene Ontology annotation, molecular function: protein binding.
UAGUUGGUAGGUAAACUCAAGAUUCUUCUUCUUCAUCUUCUCCUUCCUCCUCUUCUUCUUCUGUGCGCUGCUAUCUUCCACAAUUCAAAUAAAGAUUCCUCAGAAUUCUAUUUUUGUUGAUUCAAUAAAUCUGGGAGAUUGAUUGAUGGAUGCCCUUCUGUGCGAUGAACUUCUCCAAGAAAUCUUCCGUCGCCUUCCACCUUCAUCUUCCGCCGCCGUCUCUCUGGUGUCCAAGCGGUGGCUUAGUCUCCUCCGCUCUUCCACCACCUCCCUCUCUCUCCUUUUACAUCAACCUCAUGUUUCUCCGGCCCUCUCUUCUUUCCUCUCUCAGCAUCCCUAUCUAUCUGCUCUCUCCGUCAACGCCGCCGCCUCCUCCACAGCUGCCUCCGAUCAUGUCAUUCGCUUAGUCGCCUCUUCUUGCCCAAACCUCUCCCAUCUCCGAUUCUUGGCCGGCCCAGUUUCUCCUUUCUCUCUCUUCUCUCUCUCCUCUUCUUGUCCACGCCUUUCUUCUCUGGAUGUGGCUCUCUGCAGACCCCUCUCUUUCCUUUGGCUUGCCCCUUUCGAGAAUCUCAAACGCCUCUCCGUUCAGUCCGUCGCGAAUUCGUCUGACUCUGAGUAUCUCAAGUUCGGGAAUAGUAAUUUAUUGGAUGAAUUUCCCGAUUCUGAACUGAACUUAGAGAGCCUGUGCUUGUCCGGAAUUGGGUCGGGAGAUUAUGGGCUCACUUGGGUGUGGAGAAAUUGCAGAAAGAUCAAAACUUUGAAGCUGAAAAGGUGUGAGGGCGUGGGAGAUAACGCUUCUUUUUCUGGGUUUCUUCAGCGCCUGGAAGGCCUAGAAGAAGUGGAACUGAGAAGUUGCAGGCCCAUAGCCAAUGGGGUUUUGUUGAAAUUGGCAGAGAAUUGUGUUUCUUUAAACUCAUUCUUGCUUCACGAUGGUGGAAGCAAAGAUGGGUUACUCCAAUUCAUCACAGAAACCAAGUGUUCUUUACAAAAACUGGAUUUCCGCUUGCCUCUUGAUCUUGACAACCGCCAUUUGAACGCCAUAGCUGAAAGCUUCAGAGGCUUAACCAUUCUUAGGCUCCAAAGCUGCUGCCUUGUCACAGGUGAAGGGCUGAGGAGGGUUGGGAGGGCAGUUGGGGGUGGGGUGGAUGAGCUGGCACUGGUGAACUGUGAUGUGGUGGAGAGAGAAUCUGGGUUGCUGGCAACACUGGGACAAAACAUGAAGAGAUUGAGGAAACUGGACCUGUCUUAUAAUGAGAUGUUGGUUGACAAGGAGUUGAUGUCAAUGCUGGUGUCUUGUAAUGGUUUGAAGGAAUUGAGGUUGAGGGGUUGUAAUAGGCUAACAAAUGUGGCCAUGGCUUCCAUGACUAAGAGCUGCAAGGGAUUGGAGAGGGUGGAUAUCAUGAAUUGUUGUGGGAUUGAAGCUGAGGCUGUGGAGCAGUUUGUGGUGAAUUCUGCAGCUUUGACACACCUCCAAGUGGAGGAGACUAAGCUUUCUAGUGUUGCUAUAAUGUGGGCAUCAAAUCAUUUCAUUCAACUUAUUUAAUUGUUUUGGGUGUAGCCGAGCUUGACGUUUGGUUAAGGAUGGAUGAAUCUCUUCCACUCAGUCAUAGUCCUUAAGUUACUUAUUUAAUCAUUUAUGUGUAUCCUUCUUCCAAAUGGUUCAAUUUCAUAUCUUUAAGGGUUUUCUACUUUUUGGGGCUCGACAAAGCAUGUGGAAGAAGAUAGAUCACGGUAAUUCAGUGACUCAGUAUACAAGACUAAAUGUCAGUGCAUACAAGAGAUUGCUGUUGAGUUUCGAAUAUUGGUCUGAUUUGUAUCCUUUUGUUACAUGUGAAUAUGUGAUUGAUAUAGUACAAGAGAGGUUGUGAUACUUAUGCUGUAAGUACGUUUCAAAAAUAAAUGUGGAAUUGCAGUCAGAUGCAAGUAAUCUUUGUUGUAUUUAUUUAUUAUAAAAUGCGCACAUUAACAUUAUAUUGGAUCAUUAUUAAUUAUUAGUGUCGUUUUUU